AGCAGACACCACCACCAGUACCACUUCUUCCACUAAUCUAACUUAAACCUCAAACACUUUGAUUUCAUUUCACCUUCGAAUAGUUAGGUAAAUCACACCCAAAACACCCAGUCAAGAGUCACCCACUAUACACGACUCCUCAACCCUCAACCUUCUCUUAAGUCUUCACCACCCACUCGACCCUAAAGAAACCGAACCGAGGCAAUGGGUCCGAUUAAGGCCUCUGUAGGCGAUUUCUUGUUGACCUUCUUGUGGGUGUUUUGUGCGUCGACGUUUGGUGUUUUGACCUCCGAGAUAGCCACUGUUUUGGGUGUGCAAAACCUCGUUUGGCCCUCCUUGUUAAUCACCACCUUCAUUGUUUUUGUUUUCGUUUUCGUUUUUAGUUUGAUUGGUGAUUUUCUUGGUGGGGCUAGCUUCAAUCCUACUGGUACCGCCGCCUUUUACGCUGCCGGUGUCGGCGGUGAUUCUCUGCUCUCUAUGGCUCUCCGCUUCCCUGCCCAGGCAGCGGGUGCUGUGGGUGGUGCAAUGGCGAUCCUGGAGGUGGUCCCACCAAAGUACAAGCACAUGCUUGGAGGGCCUUCUUUGAAAGUUGAUUUGCAUACCGGAGCCAUUGCUGAGGGGGUGUUGACUUUUCUAAUUACCUUUGCUGUGCUUGUAAUCAUUCUCAAGGGUCCUCGUAACGGUAUCGUGAAGAUAUGGUUGCUUGCUGUGGCAACUGUUGUAUUGGUUGUUUCAGGUUCUACUUACACUGGGCCUUCCAUGAAUCCUGCCAAUGCUUUUGGAUGGGCAUACAUAAACAAACGACACGACACAUGGGAGCAGUUUUAUGUUUACUGGAUAUGUCCAUUCAUCGGAGCAAUAGUCGCGGCGUGGGCGUUCCGUUUUGUCUUCCCUCCACCACCUCCACCAUCAAAGAAACAGAAGAAAAACUAAGGUGGGCAAUAUGUGUGUUUGUUUAUUCACCAUUACAUAAGCUCAAGCUCAAUGUUCAUGUAAUAAGAAUGCCUUAUUUAGCUCUGUAAUGCAUUCAUUUUUAGUUGUCCA
This is a messenger RNA of Pistacia vera, 1044 nucleotides long. RefSeq names its product aquaporin SIP1-2-like. The record is from RefSeq and is a predicted model, not a curated record. Gene Ontology annotation, molecular function: water channel activity. Gene Ontology annotation, cellular component: membrane. Gene Ontology annotation, biological process: transmembrane transport. Lineage: Eukaryota; Viridiplantae; Streptophyta; Magnoliopsida; Sapindales; Anacardiaceae. The coding region runs from base 205 to 933 and encodes 242 amino acids. The transcript has 3 exons.